Molecule: messenger RNA, 963 nt
Organism: Closterium sp. NIES-65
Lineage: Eukaryota; Viridiplantae; Streptophyta; Zygnematophyceae; Desmidiales; Closteriaceae
Source: the annotation of a GenBank genome assembly
AUGCUGGCAUUGGGAUGGUCGUUAAGGCUACCGGACCGCGUGCAUGUCUGCUUCCUCCCGGCUUCACCAGCUGUUGUGAACCUUUCUCACCAUCACCCAGAACUUUACUCGUCGCUUUCUCUAUGGCGGCUGGAGUUUCUAGAUUCCAAGCAGAAAAUUGAGGGCGAGCUGGCCUACGUCUUUAGAUGUGUUGCUUUAGUAUCAUCUGACACUUUCUUUUGUGUGUCUCAGUGGACAUUCCAUCCCUUCGUGUGCACCAAGAAGCAAUUUUACACUGUGCUUGUGUGGUGCAAAAUUCUGACGGUAUUUGUGAUGUGUCAGACUUUUCGGGUACUGUCUUUUACGGCAACACAACUACCUGGUCCUGCACAUCAUUGUAGACAGGGAUCUCCCACGGCUAUCCUCAAAUACACUGGAAUCCAGGACGUGCUGUACCUUAAUGCCAUGCAUGGGUGUGGUGACCUCAUCUUUUCCUCCCACAUGACAUUCAUCCUCACUGUUGUCAUCACCUACUCCAAAUAUGGAACCAAUCUCCUCUUCAAGCAUCUGUCAUGGUUAUUGUCUGGAGUUAUGUCGGUAUUGAUAAUCGCAUCACGCAAGCACUACACAGUGGACGUUGUCAUUGCAUGGUACGUUGUACCUCUGGUCUACUACUUUGUUGAGCACAAGCUGGAGGACAACGUUGGCCCAAGAGACCUGCUUGAGCAUAGCCCUUGUGACAAGAUCCUACCACUCCACUCCUCGCCCUUCCACUUGUCAUCGCAACUGGAAACCUCUUUUGAAGCUCAGGCAUCCAAUAACCAUGCUUAUACACUUGAUCAAAACCUUUUGAUCCGAUCAUUUCAUGGCCUAAAGUACGUUUGGAGAAGAUUGCAAGCCCCUUUUGUCAGAGUAUGCCCUGACUCGCCGGAUGAGGAAUAUGGUAGUUUAAGAGCUAGCUUGUCUGGGGUUGAUGUGAGAUGA